AUGCCACGACGAAUGAAUGUGAUCGCCGUGCAGGGAGGCGCUCGGCGAAUCGAGGAUGAAGAUGGAGGGAAUCAGCUCCUCAUGCACGACGCCUAUGUUGGGAUCGGAGAUUCGGCUGAGUGGUUUAUCAGAGCGCAUUAUCAUGGACAUAUCUAUCUUCAGAGAAGAUUCACCAAGACUAUCAGUAUUUCGAGGGUGCCCUUCUCUCGCUUCCUCCGCCAUAUACCCGAUUCUUAUUUUUCUACCAGAUUUCUAUGGUUUCAAGCAAUCGAUGAUCCGGAGGCACGACUCUUCAGCUGGGAUACUGCCGUACCGCAACCCGCGAAUCGACGUGGAAAUGCUGUAUAUGACGUCACGCGAUUCUUUCGUUCGGUGUCCACCGUAGAACAUACCACGCUAGAAGUGUCAAACAGCCAUCUCGUCCGAAAAUUUCUCAAAGCCUGUCGGCGCCGCCUUAAUGCGAUCCGGUUUGUCCGCAAGCGCUACGGCACGGAGAUCCCAUGGAGUUGCGGGGUUUGUAACGAGAUGUGGAGUGCAUGGUACGAAGAUGGAUGGCAUUCUGGAAAAAAACCCAACAUCGUCUUCUGCGACAAGCAAACCUCCACGCCCACCUACAGCUACCAGUUUGCCGAGAUAGCCUUUUGCCCGGCGCGUGUCCAGCAAUCGGGUGUUUUUCAUGAGGUUUGCAACUCCUACGGUAAUGACGACGAAGACCUCGAUCUCUUUAUCCGAUCAUUCAAAAAACGUCUCCAAAGUCUUCAUAACGGACAUCUGGAACUGCUCGAUGAGGGUGACGCCGACCUCGAAAUCCUCAACAGAUUUGUGGCGGAUGGGUUGAAAGUGGCGAACCGGCUGCCCGAAUACUUCGGCAAAGAGAGCCCAUGCCAACGUCGUCACUUCAAGAUUGCUGUCUAUGGAAAAAAGCUCGACGAGACGAAUCGAUUGAUG
Mesorhabditis spiculigera is the source of this 948-nucleotide messenger RNA. NCBI's taxonomy places the organism in Eukaryota, Metazoa, Nematoda, Chromadorea, Rhabditida, Rhabditidae. The record is from the annotation of a GenBank genome assembly.